Brassica napus (rape) is the source of this 5519-nucleotide messenger RNA. RefSeq lists its product as uncharacterized. The record is from RefSeq and is a predicted model, not a curated record. The transcript has a single exon. The coding region runs from base 3476 to 5044 and encodes 522 amino acids. Lineage: Eukaryota; Viridiplantae; Streptophyta; Magnoliopsida; Brassicales; Brassicaceae. Gene Ontology annotation, molecular function: ubiquitin protein ligase activity. Gene Ontology annotation, biological process: protein ubiquitination. Gene Ontology annotation, cellular component: cytoplasm.
AAUUGAACCGAUAUUUUCGAUUCGUUAGAUUUUGAUAUACACUUUUUCAAAGUUCUAAUAGAUUUCGUUAGUUUCGGAUAUAUAUGGUUAGUUCAAUUUGAGAUUUUAUUAUUCUUUAAAAAAACUGAACUAGUACCGAACCGAUUCAAAAAUCAAAAUAUUUUAUAAAUCUUAAAAAAACCCACCAAGAACUGCAACGACAACAUGCACCAAAAUUGUAUUAGCAAAUACAUAGUAAGCCUCUAAUGUGAUCUACAAGGGCGGUAUUAAGCAUGCCAAUAAAAUACAAUCUUGAUGCAGGUUGCUAUUGCAGUUUUUUGGAGGCUUAGCCUGAUCUUGAUAAAUUUGCGGUACUUUUUUUUGCCUGAUUUUUUUUUUGAUUUUACUGUUCAAGAUUGCAUCGAGGUCCAAAAAAACCAGCAAAUAAGGUUGCAUGAUUUCAUCCGGUCUGAACCUCUCACGCAGUUAUAAGGCGUUAACAGUUAAAGUCACCUAAAGUCAAACAAUCCAAGCCGGUGCAAGCGAAAAGGAGUGACCAUGCUCCUUAAAGGUAGCACUACAGUAACACAUGUUCUAGGUUCUAUAAGAAGAAGAAGCAACACCAACAUAUUCGAAUCUUCCUUUGAUUGACACAAGUCAAAUAUGCAUUUGAAGACUUAAUUUGUGUUUCGUAUUGAAAAUUUGAAAUUAUGAAUUAUGACUCGUUAUCGAGCGUUGGCUUUCGUUCUAAAAUACCAAUUAUAUAUAUUUUUCCAUUUCUUUUGUUUUUUCUACUUCUGUUUUUUUUUUGUUAAUUAUCUUAUAUGGUGUAAAUAAAAGACCCUGGAAAAUCGAAGAAACUAAUCUUUUCUGGUAUCAAUACACGUCCAGUUUAACAAAAUCGAAGAAAUAAUUAUCAAACUGGAAAAUACAAAUCACUUUACAUAUUUUUAUUUGUAAAAUUUAUAUGAUUAAAUAGUUAAUAUGGAAUAUAUCCUACAAAUCUUUUGAUAUCUUCAGAUUUUCACACAAGGCUUUGAACUCUAUUUAAUAAGAUUAUAUAUAAGAAAAGUAAAUCGACGAUAUCUAAAGAUAUGCUUGAUGGAAUGGAGAUAGAUAGGUCUUUUUGGCAUACCAUGAAAUAAACGCAUAGCAAGAGUAUCAUUUGGCAAGAACUCUGCAACAAGAAGCCUUUCAUCUCCAUCAGCGCAACACCUGAUCAAACUGACGAAUCUCUUGUGUUUCAACUCCCCAACUCUCUUGGCCUCUUCCUGGGAAACGUAGUAAGAAACAAAAUCAACACCCACCAAGCGAACAGUAACGAACAAGAAACAGUACAUCAAAUUUCUCUGGAUCAGACCAAGAAUUUGUGUUGAACUUCUUGAUGGUGAUGGAGCCAAAGUUGUGCAAAUCUCCCUUGUAGACACUGAAAUUCUGGGUGGCCUUCUCAAGAUCAGAGAAGGAAAACUUCGUGAAAGGCAUCACUUCCUUCUCGAGCUUAGAAUCCGGGGGAGCAACACCAUGCUGAAUCUGAGGUUGACUCUCCAUGGAAGAUGAAACAGAAAGAAAGAGAGAUCCUCUGUUUCCGUAAGAUAAGAGAGCGUUAAAAAUCCUCUGAAAGUUUCAGUUAGAGAGAGAGAAAGAUCGAGGCGAGAAUCAAAAUAUUGCAUCCAUCUAACAUUUUAUAUACUUAUAUCCCUCACCAUGCCAUGUGUAGAGUAGCUCCGGGAUCUCUAAUGCACUUCUUUUAUAACAGACACACUAUAAUGUAAGCUCAAGAUUACGCAUCUUGAUCAUUGAUCGUCAUCUUCUGAUUUUUUUUUUGUGUUUUUCUCACUUAAGAAAUUUGCGUGGGAGCGACACUAGCUUUUCAAAGCUCGAACUUGCUAGUGCCUAGUGGCUUUUUUCUUUAGUGCUAGUGGCUUAGUAUGUUCCUUAAAUUUAUUUUAUUAAUUUUUAGGUUGUAUGUUUUGUGAACGGGACAAUUUGUGUUGGUGGUAUAAUUUAUGAGAAAAUGUUCUUGUGAUGUAUAGUAUAACUAUAAACAUAUUUUAUGUCAACAAAAUAUAAGGAAAAAAUCAUCUUUUUUUUUUAACUGAAAAAGCAUCUCUUCAUAGUUAAAGGGUUUAAAUUUACACUGCCAUGAUUUAAUUAGAGGCAUCUUAUACAUUUCUAGGAAAUUCAUAUUAUAUUCUAAAGAAACCAAAGUAAAAUUUUAAUUUACUAGCAUGCGGUAUUAGAGGAAUUGAAGUUGAACAGAAACGAUCAGAGCUCACACUCUCGUGAGGGAGAAGAAAAUGAACUCAAGAUAAGAAAAUGAAUAAUGUUUCUGUUAAUUGUAAAUGACAUGUAAAAAGUGUUUAUAUACAACAUAAGCUAUCCCGUUUAUACCGGUUCUAACUAACCAAACCACAAACCAACUAUACAUACUCUAAUAUGCGGUUUGAGCUAGUGACCCUAAGAUCUGAAACAUUUUCCAAUUCACACACUUAUUAACGAAAGAUAUAGUUGGAACCUGAAGCUGAAACAUUAAAGCGUUCGUGCCACUCCAAGAAUGAAAACGGUGUUGGAACCUGAAGGCUGAAGCUGACAUUAAAGUGGGCAAUUAUACGUGCAACCUUAUUGAAAAUUAUUUCGGAUUUAAUCAUUCAGGAGACUUGAUCACUGGUUUGCAGGGACAAGAGGUUUGGCAUAAGCUCCAACCCAAAAAUUGAAGUAUCACCAUGCCGAAGGUAAGACUUUAUUUGCUUCAAUAAUGUAUGUCUCUACAUCUAAUCUAUACUCUUUGGCGUCAGAGUAGUAUAAACAAUAUUUCGGGAGGCUGCCUUAGUUUUAAAAUUAUUUGGGGUCUCAUCCCAACAAAUCUACAAUCUUAUUUUUAUAAAACUAAAAUUUAUAUUCAAUAACUAUACAGAAAAUAAUCUAAACAAAUCUAAGAUGUAAAAAUCUUCAUAUGGAAGCACUCAUUUAGACUUAGUCACUUAUAAAUGCUUUUUAAGCGAACAACAAUUGUAAAUUUUAUAAUAGAGUGGUAUGUAUAAUUUAUGUUUUUACAUAUUGAAAUUGCAAACAUUUUUUAUAUAUAGUUCAUUUUGUGGCUUCAAUCACCAUAAAUUCAUAUUCAAACUUCCAAACAUAAGGAGAAUAAAAAGUUCAAUCACCAUAAAAUAAAUAAAUUAUAUGAAAGUAAAUUUGCUAAUGCGUAUUUUCAUGUAUCAACAAAUCUGCAGUUUCUUCGAACUUCUCCAUCGACCAAGCUCUACUUCUGUUUUAUUUUUGUUAAGUUUCUUUUCCGGUAUAAAAGACUAUACGCGUUCAGUUUAACAAAAUCGAAGAAAUUAAUUAUCAUACUGGAAAAUACUAAUAGUUUACAUAUUUUUUUAUUUGUAAACUUUAUAGAAUUAAAUAGAUAAUAUGAAAUAUAUCUUGCAAAUUUUUGAUAUCUUCAUAUUUUCACAAAAGGCUUUCAACAUUAUUUAAUAAGAAAAGUAAAUCGAUGAUAUCUCAUUCUAAAAAAAUCAUGAUCCAUGGAAUGGAGGCAGACAGGUCAGGUCUUGUGGCACAUCCAAAACGUUCCUUGGCUGGAAAAUUCUUCACAAGUCUCGUACCACCGUCCCUUGACAGAACAGAAAGCUCACUGCGGCAGCAAUGGAAACUUUCAGGCAGCUUGAAGGUUCUCCCUAUGGAGAAAGACAAUAUUAUCUUAUUUGAGUUCGAGAAGAAGAGAGACAAGAAAGAGGUUGUAAAGGGUGGACCUUGGAACGUAGAUGGCACCAUAUUAGUCCUCAAGAAGUGCUCACAAGACAUAUCCAUGGUCGAUCUUGAUUUCUCUGUUGCUUGCUUCAAGGUCAAGGUAAUAGGCCUACCCAAAUUUAACUACACAGAAGAUGAUGUUGAGAAGAUUGCGAAAAAGCUUAGUGAUAAGCCAUUGAUUUCAUAUAAAUAUAACGAGUUUACAAGACUCUUUUGUGUUAGAGUUGAGAUAGAUUUGAAAAAGCCUCUGCCUCCCGGCUUUUACAUUAAUGGUAACGGUCGUGGGCCACCGUUCGUUCAGUUCAAGUACAAGAACCUUGGUGAGUUCUGUGAACAUUGUGGUAUGAUUAACCAUAGGAUAUGUGGAGAAGCCGCAAAGAUGAGACCUUUGACCCGCAAGUUUAAAACGCGUGUGUAUGGACCAUGGCUUAGAUGCGACCAUAAAGUAUUGGCUUGUAAUGGUUUACCCGUGAAGUUUUACUAUUCUCAGCCUAAACCGUUUGUUGACAUGGGUUUAACGUACGAGGAGACAGUUACUUACGCUCAGUUCAUGGUUGUGGUUCAAGUUGAUCUUGUUUACAAGAGCGAGCAAGAAUGGGGAGGCAAGAAACUGGUUCGUUCCUUGUUAGUAAGUGGGGACAAUGACUGCUUCCGGUUUUCUUGUUUUCCGACACAAGUCAUUAAGGAUGUUUUAGCGUUUGAAAUCGAUAGGAUCUCACCUCUGGCGAAGUUGACGUCAGAGGACAAGACCAGCAUCGUCCUUGGCCUCGUGGCUGGCUUGAUGAAGCAGAGGAAGACUUGGUCGAAGAAGAGAUGGAUUCCUUGCAAAGUUCGUGUCGAGAAAACAGUAAUGGUGCCACCAGUGGAUAUGGAGGUUAUGCUUGAAGAAGCCAAAGAUAAAAAACUUCAUAAAACCAUUGAUAUCAAUAUUGUUAAAAUGGUAGGCUUCCCUUUAGGUAAGUCAGACGAUGUACUGAGGAAGACUAUUCGGGAUGCGAUCCGUGGGGUCGGUCAGACUCAGUUCCCAGAUUCUUAUGUUGAGUCGUGGGUGAGAUUGGUGAAAAGGCCAAAAUACUAUUCCAGAUUAAUUUUGGAAAAAGAUUGUCACAAGUGUGUCAAGGUGCUUGGCCCUGAUAUGGAUAUGUUUGGCACAUGUUGUAUAUGUCAAGAAGGUUUCUUUCUUGGAGACUACGCAACAAUUACUUCUUGUUCUCAUGUUUUCCACUCAAGCUGCAUAACAGACUGGAUUAAUAAAUCCACCAAGUGUCCACUCUGUCGUGUCCAGCUUGAAGUAUAUACUCUUAUGAUUUAAACCAAAGUCAAGGCUUUGAUAUCGAGUCUUUAUGUCUUUAGUGCAAUGGACUGGUGAUAUCGAUCGAGUAUUUUAUGUCUUUAGGCUUUGAUAUCAUAAAGGACACACAUCUUCUUCUUUUUUUUUUUGACAAAACACACAUCAUUCUUUCCAGAAAGACUUUCGAUACAAUUUUUUUUAUUAUGCUAUUUUGCGAGAUUAUCUUCAAAAAAACACUACACAGCAUAUGGGUCGGGUCUCCUAUGCCCCUUUCAGUUGGUAUCAGAACAUCAUAAGCUUCUUUAAUGCAUGAAAAGCUGAAUUAAUGCAAGAAACCGCCUUUUUUUUACUGAAUGCAAGAAACCCUUUAAACACAAGCUUCAAUACAUUUCGGAUGGGAACCGUUUCCACAACUUUCACUAUUAAUUAAAGGGAUUUCCACAAACCCUUUAAACGCUUGUUUGUAUGUAACAUACCAAAAAAAAAAAACUACAAA